Lineus longissimus is the source of this 9936-nucleotide messenger RNA. RefSeq names its product SERTA domain-containing protein 2-like. The transcript is spliced from 2 exons. The record is from RefSeq and is a predicted model, not a curated record. The coding region runs from base 188 to 1198 and encodes 336 amino acids. Lineage: Eukaryota; Metazoa; Nemertea; Pilidiophora; Heteronemertea; Lineidae. Gene Ontology annotation, cellular component: nucleus. Gene Ontology annotation, molecular function: transcription regulator activity.
UACAUGACGCUUUGGAAAAUUACCGUUGAAUGUAGCGACGGUUCCCACGUCAAGGACGGUAUUUCACCGCCUACUUGGUUUUACCUAAUACAGAAAUGAUGGCCUGAUGGCUUUCUGUGUCAUUUUGUUAUUCAACGCUGUUCUGGAUAGAUAGAGAUUCUCAUUUCUCGACCUUUCCUAUAAAGCCAUGCACUUCUUACGUUCCCAGUAUGCAAUGCUGGGCACAGUUCAAGUGGGCAUCAAGCGGAAGCUGGAUGAUUCCAGUCUCUUCGACAAAUCAUAUCAUGAGCAACGCCAGUCCAUCCUCAACAUUUCCAUGUGCAAGUUGAAAACAUUCCCGAAGCGUCGUGUCGAGCCGUCGCUCCUUCACUCUGUCCUCAUCUUCAACACGCUCCGCUGUAUCGAACAUGAGCUCCAGGAGGAGGGUGUCAGUGUCAACCCGGCGACGACACCUGCAUUCCUCCCCAGCAUACAGUCUCAGGAUACCGUCAACUUAGAUCCAUUGCCAGGUGCUGACACCUCAAGUCAUAAUCUAGAACUACAUAAUACGAAAUUGGAAUCGAAAGGUGCUCAAUCUGUGUCAAAUCUAACGCAAACAUGUCGGACAAUGUCGGUGACACCAAUACCGAUGGACACGAGCAGUCCGGACACUGCCAGUCCAGUCUCCACCAAAAUUGUCAAUGUUCAGGUGCCACCUAUAGCUUUGCCAAAAGAACAAAGUUCAAAUGUUACAAAACCUGCUGAAGUUGAUAUCAAUAGCAAUUUAAGUUCUUGUGAAUCGAUGAACACGACUUUGACAGAAUUUAGUAAACUGCUAGCAUCUCAGUGGACUACAAACUCAAAUAGCAAUAGUGGGAAUGGUGUCAACUCAUCUAUAAACGGCUUUACUGCUAGUGCUAUGUCUACUGCUGCGUCAAAUUUUUCGACUGCAGCAUCGAACUUUUUCAGUUCUAACUCGAGUAGACUGGAUGAUUUCUUUAGUGACGCCGACCUGGACUUGUCCGUGUAUGACUUUGAUCUCUUCUCGCCAAUAUCAACAAACAUGAAACUUACGCCAUUGAGUGCGGAGGAACUCCUGCACACGUUUCCAUCGCCGACUGACCCAUUGGUUCCGUUCGCCAGUGCAGGAGGGAGUUGCAAAAAUGACGUCUUUUGUGAUGAUUUAGACCAUAUCAUGCAAGUUUUAGUGGGUAUAUGACCCAAACUUUAGUCAUUUUUAACUGGUUUCAAAUGUUGAUCAUUUGAAAUAGUGCACCAAUAACUUGUCGAGGCAUCAUCCAUUUUAGACAAACAUCUAUAGACACUUCUAGUCUUGAACUGUUUGCCUAGUGUAUUUAUUAUUAUUUAUUUGGACACAAGAAGAACCUGCUUUUAAACCAGGAUCAUGAGGUAAUAGUAUUUUCCUACUCCAAAUUCUAUAUUAUUGGCGGAAGUAUUUACACGCAAUUCAAUUGUUUUUAUUUGAAAAUGACAAAAACAAAAAAUGAUUUGUGUGUGGACUUGUGUGCAUUGCACGCAUGGUGUGAUACUGUCGGUACGUGUUGUGAUGCGUUCGUUAGUCGGACUAUUUAUCGUGCGAGUCAUGUGACUGGGGACUUAUUUAUAAACGAUAUUAGACAAUGCCUGAACGUGCCAUUAAAAUGUGAUAACAUAAGGAGAUACCAUCAUGACACAGGAGAGAAGUUACAUCACGGACCCAACGAACUAUCAAUUCUUGGAAGGAGGAGCCAAGAAUCAGACUCUACGUAUCAGGGACUCAUUUUAUGAUACAUUUAUGCUGCUUUUGUUCUGAACAAAGGACAAAUUUUCCCACCAUUUUUCUAACAUAUUAGUUAGGAAGGUAUUUUCCGAGACCAAAGAGUUAUUAUUAGUGGCAAAGUACAGUAUAUAUGCCUCUGAGAUUUCUAAGCCAGUAGAAUGAUAUCAGCCCCGAAGCUUUUGGCGGGGUUACAGGUUUGUGUACAUCAUAUUUCAGCGUUGUCAUGCUCAGCAAGAUGUGUUCUCGCCCACCUGUUCAGCAGUUAUUUGUGCACAGAUGACUGUGAGAGCGUAUGGACAUUGUUGUACAUCCUCGGUUGAGCUUGGGUGAGUAGGGCUGAAGUAUCGUUAGAAAUAUCAAGGAGACCAGGUCUAUUGGGGCCAAAGUUGGUCCAGAUUUUGACUGUAGACGGUGAUGUCAACAUAAUGGAGAAAACCAAUGUGUCUUCACGUAUGACCAUAUCGUACAGCAAUAGCUGCGAAAAAGUGGAAAACCACAAUAUUUCAGUCCUUGUUGAGCGAAAAGCUGGUGUUUACCAUUAUAAAACUAAAGGUCUUUCAUACUUUUCUUGGCUGGUCAAUGUAGCUUGAUGCUGCUGACACUCAGACAUGUCAGAUAGGCAAUAUGAGUGACUGUUUUUAAAAACAUGCCUUUGGCUGGGUUGUUCUUAGUGUUUGGCUGAAAACUAGUGAAAUGUUGGACGGGAAACUUGGGUACUUUGAAUUUUUCUAGCAUAUCUUCUGCAGAUGAUUUUCAUUUUAAAUUUGAGCUAAACCAUGUUCAGUUUUACCAGACCAGCAUUUAGCAAUACAGCUGAUAUUCAAUCAUCCCAGAGAUUUGAAACAUUUCCUUCUUUUUCAUUUACUUUGACAAAAGGGAUAUCACACAAGGGGUCAAAGUUUAGCCAGAGGGCUCAAAAAUCACUAAUCAAAAGCUUAUUUUUGUUACAAAAGCACUGUCUUGGGAAGAUGCAUCAAGUGAAAUAAGAAAUGUAGACUUUGUGAACAAAAGCACUGCUUUACCAUAUGUGCUAUAAACAGUGAUGUCGACUGUGGUUUUAAGUACUCUAAUGUUUCAAGAACUAUAAUGUUUGCAUCUUCAAUUUGAUAGGCCUGUCUGAUCUCAGUGGUGCCAUUUUGGUAAAACACCAUCUCAAAACCAGGCCCCGGUAAAACGUGGUGUAGUAUUGAUAAGUCAAAGGAGGUGAGAAUUUUACCUCACCAGGGGCAACAGAAAACAGCAGAUAUGUGCUGUGGUGUUCAAUGCGAGUAGAAAUACUUUUUUAGGAGAGAAAAUUAACUGACAUGCAUGUAAGUGUGCAGCAGGGUGAUCUCAGAUCCAGGCCUUCCUUACAUUGCAACUACAUUGAAGUCACAUUGAGAUUUGAAGAUUAUUAGUUAAGAAUACAAAAUACACAAUUGUAUAUGUUGAGUUAUUGCCUAUGGUAAACCAAAUGUCAUACAUUACUAAUUUCAAAUGUGAAUUUUUGUCGGUGAAAACAUGUGACAUUUUUGGCAUUUCAAGAAAUUUUUUCAGUCUAUUGUGAUGUCAAAGUCUGGAUCUGAGUCAUUUUAUAAACUGCAUGAGGCAGCCUGAAAUAUUGACAGUUCUUAUCUAGGUCAAAGUUUGUACCUUUAAACAAUGAAGUAUAGUCAUUGCUGAUGACAUACAUGUAUAGGUCUUACAUAGGCCCACAGUGAAGGUAGUCGGAGUUCAUUUUAACUCAUUGACAACCAAUGGAAAUUUGCUUGAUAAAAAGGAGCAUUCAAGGUUGUCCAAACUGAUCUCAUAGUUAGUGCUUUAAAGCCAGCUCUUAACAGUAAUCCAUCUAAGUGCUAUCAUGAUCAUCGUGGCAAUGUUGAAGCCACUGCAAAGGUCGGCAAGUCACUCAGCCUAUCAAAAUUAUACUGAAAAUGUGGUACAUUGGUUUUAGCACUUUUCUUCUGGUUUCAUGAGUUGUCGGCUAUGAUUGCGAUCAGUUGAAAAGGGCAGUGAUGUGCACUGUGAAUGCUGAACUGACAAGUUGAUGACCAAUUAUUGCCCUAGUAUCUUCAUGAAGUGACCUGCUCCAAAGUUGGACGAUCAGUUUAUUUCUUUGGUGUACUUAUUGGGCUUGUCCUGUAUGUUUCCAAAAUCAUGGCAAUUAAAACUGCCGAAAGCCAGGAAUGAAAUAGUAUUUAUCAGAGUGAGUAUUGUAUUGUAUAUACUUGUAUUUAAUUUAUAUAUUUGUAUCAAAUAAAGUGUCGGCCUACAGAGGUUGACGACAGAGAUGCAUUUGCGAAGACAACACCUUGUUCAUAUUGGUCAUAAAUGUCAAUUUUAUUGUGCAUGGUAACUUAUUUUGAGUUAUAUUGUAACUUUUAGUAGAAUCUGUAUACGCGAAUAGAUUUAGACAGUUCAUGUUCAUAAUAGAUUUGAGGCCAACUUGUAGGAUCGAAGCGGUACUCCCACCCUUAGAUAGGAAUUUUCCAAAUAUUUAUGCCAAAGUUAUCGAUGUCAUUAGAUCUCUCGGAGAGAGUCGACUGUGAUAUUAUAAUGUUUUGGUGAUGUGUAAAUUUUUCAUUUGAAGUCCGCCUCGGUCCUCGUUGGCUGUAUUGUCAUAUUUGUAUAUAGUGUUGAUGCAAUUGAGGUGGUAUUCUCAAAUGUUUAUAUGUAUCAUAACAUGUAGUUUUGCUACAAGACACCAGUUGAAAUAAGUUUCAGAACGUAAAUUUUACUAUUGAAAUUCAGAGAAAGUCUCGUGUGCUAUGAGGGUCCAUUUCAUUUUGGCUGAUAUACAAAUACAUGUUGUGAAGGUAAGAGUUUCUCAAUACCAGUUGUUGGUAUAUCUGCAGAUGAAUGAAAUGUAAUUGAUGAUUGCAAUAAGGAACUGAGAUUCCACAAAAAUCAAUAGUUUGCUCUGGUUAUAUCUUCGAUAGAUUUCAGAUGAUUUCUAUGUUUUUUGUCUAUUUGUAAGUUGUUUUAAACAGAGUCUGUGUCAAGCACUCGUUGGUGAUUUUUCACCUCACUUGGUCAUAUUUGAGAAUGCCACUUUUUGUUUUGUACAGUUUUGUAAAAAUCAAAGUGAAUGAGAUGAAAUUUUUAUAUUAUAUUAUAAUAUGAACUAUUAAAAUGUUUUAUGCCACCGGGGUUUGACCUGCACUGAAAAUUGAGCAUUUGCUGAAAUUUACCAAUUAACAGAAAAAGGCAAAGUUCCUGUGGAUAGAAAUAUUUGAAACAAUGAAACAAAGUCUGUAGACAGUUUUGAUAAAACAGCUAGUUUGAGAAAUUUGUCAUUAUUAUUUGAAAUAAGCUGUUACUAGUGUUAGUAUUUGAAUUUUGUCCAUUUAGAAUGAAAUGAUGACAAACGGAACUUGAUGGAGAUGAUACUUUUAUAGUAUUCGCAUCAGUGUCAUGAUAAUCCUCGUUAUGCUACACUUGUAAUGCAGCCGUCAGUGCAAAUCAUGUAUCCCCCAUCUCAGGCAGUCAACUUUUGUAAGUAACUCUCUAAAUAAUGAUGAAGGGGUUCAGAGGUGUUUGAUACUUAUUUUCAUGAUCAACAGGUGGAAGCGAACAGUUUGCUAGAACUCGACCUUACUUCAAUGCCGAUUGAGCAGGAGGAGGGAGGGGGAGGGGUACAGGGUUAGCAUUGACUGCUGCAAAAAAUAAUUGAUCAAAGUAUUUCUUUACAUAUUUAUAUUAAUAUCUUGUGUAUUUUGAUUGUGACAUUCCAGUCUCAAGUCAGGCCCCAAGGACAACACAUUUUUUGUGUCAGUAAAGUUUCAAAUGUUGUGUAUGAGAGUCUGUACUUGUGGGUUGGUUUACCAAAUUGUCAAAAUUGUUAAGACAUUUUGAUGGGCCAACAAGUCUUUGUCAUGUGGUUUGGGUUGUAUGAGCAUGUAUGAAACAAAAUGAAAACCAUACAAAGCAAUAUUAAAAGGGUCAAAUGUGAAUUUGACGGUUAUGUGUGCUUCUUCUGAAAUAGCUGGUGCCAAUCUGUGCUCUUCAAGUAACAGAUUGCGACAUCUCGAUGCAAUUCGUAUAAAAGUUUAUUAUCAACUUUUGAGGGCUAAAAACAUAUCAUCAAAUGACCAGAGUUGCUGUGUCUGACAUGACUUCUCAAAAUGCUUAUCCACCCUUUUCGGUGUCAUCUUUGUCACUAGAUGUCAUGUAAGCCCUUCUGGUAAGCCUAAACUUGUCAAAAACUGAAUUGGCUAUGAUAAUUUGAAUUAUCCGGCAUAGCAAUAGGGCUACGAUGCUGCCCAUACCAUUAUCUGGUGGCAAACUCUUCCAUCUUAAUAUCUUGUCAUCCAGAGAUCCUUCCUGUAGAUGGCUCAAUACACCGUAUUCUCUAUCCAUCUCCAUCAACCUGAAGAGACAUACGAACCAUCCUUGUUUUCCUGAGCUAUUUCGAGUGAUUCCAUCUCACCGCUCAAGAUCGUCAUUGCAACGUGCUACUAUUCUUUUCUACAUUUAUACGUUUAUAUAUAUUUUCGUACUUUGGUUUCGUCUCAUAUGGUUUUCGUCUUUAACACUGUUGCUUUCUGCUUGCAAAUGUUGUCUAUUUGAUCAAAGAGCAGAAAUGAUCAGGAAUGUCAGGUCAGGAUUUCAAACAUUUGUUAUCUACGUUUAAUACUUGUGUGUCAUAGACUGAGAGUAUGGGUUUAAGCCAGCGGAGAAGCUUUGAAAUUUUAUUAUACACCAAUGAUCAAUUAGGCCAAGUACACUAUGAUUUUCAAUGCUUCUCAGCGAGACUAAACCAGGACUCUCACUAUGUUCAGCAUGGGGUCAUAUCAAUUGAAAUUUUGGGUAGUGAAAAAUUAGUUAUCAGAAUCUGCAAUAAAGAUUUCAAAAUCAAAUUCUAUCCAGCUGAUGAAAAUUUUCCAUCAUUCAGGUACAAAGGAGCAAAUGUGCAUCCUAUAUGCAUUUUUUGCCUUGAGUCAGCUUGAAAUCACCGCUCACCUUGGCUAUUUACUGCUGCUACUAUGUAUCAAGUAUUUACCUGCGCCCGUUGAUUUUAUUGUUGCCAUGCUUGAUGAGCUAUACUACCAACCAUAUUGCUUGCUAAAUCAGUUUCUCACUUAUUCACUCGCCAUCAAAAUCGGUGUUCCUUUACCUAUGUAAUCUACAGCCUUCUGCGAUAGGUAAUUAAGAGCUCUAGGGUUGUCUUGAAAGCUUGAUAUGUAUAGACCCAACCAAUGGUUUCACCUCUUAGUUGGAAUGGGUUAGAACAGAGGCAACAUUGGGUGUCAAAAUGCCUCAGCUUCCAAGUUGAAAAACGAAUAAGCUUUCUGAAAAAAUAUCAAGCAUAAUGAAAUUUUCCUUUAAAUUUGUCAGCUUCGUCAUUGCCAAUUGCAGUUGAUGCAAGUUGCAAACUUAACAUUAAUACUUGAAUAAUUACUGAAAUUUAAAGCCAAAAAAAGAUUUUUGAAGAGCAAAAUAUGACCAUCAGUGUCGAUCCAAAAUUCAAAUCAAUCCUUCAUUGGGUGCUACAGUUGGUUUUCGUCCCCCAGGUCUUUUCCACCAGAUUGCUCGUUGUCAAAGUUCAUCCCUAAGUUCAAAUUUUUCAAUAGCAGGAUAUUUUCGUGUGUGACCCCCUGAUCCAGGGCAGGCCAGACAAAAGUCCAUCCCACUUAGUCUGGCUCUGGUCUAUUGUCAUCUGCUACUGCCCGUUCCAUUCUUUUACGGGGAGUCGUUGAGUCGCUAUAUUUAUGAACAGCACACCAUCGAGUCAGCCAGGGAGACCAUGUAUGCAUGGUGAUACAUGUUCAACUGAGAAGUAGUACAUCACCGGCUCUUGUGAAACUGCUGAAGAACAGCCAUUGAUUUUGUGCGCUGGCUCAUUAUGUGCCGGGAACAUUUCUAUAGCGAUCGGGGCUAGAGGACGGUGAUUUACUGGCUAGUGGAACCGACUGAGUAUUCGGAUCACAGAUAGAGAUAUACACUGAUGAUAUGGAGUGAUGAAUUUAUGGAGAGGCUGGUUUCAGCCUGUCUUGAUCGAAGAAAUAAUGGCGAUAUAAAAAUCUGAAUCCUAUAUUGGAAAUUAAGACUUAUAAAGUUUUCAUAUACCCAAAAUUUUGGCUAUGUAAAGGUUCAGAUCAGUGUUCUGAUAAAUUUUCCUAUUAAAACCUCCGGUCUUGAAUCUUCUGAUGAGUUUGAAUUACUUUCUUUGCUAAUUCAAAGCAAAAUGCUAAUGGGUUAAUGAGGUGUAAUUGAAGCUGCCUGAAUUCCUGAUCAAGAUCAAGUGCUCACUUUCACUCCUGGCUUAGCUCCUGUAAGUUUAUACUGUCGAGUAAAUCAUGUUAUAGCUCAGUAGGCAUUGAGCCAACAUGCUGACCUCUGAAUGCCUUAAAUAUUUUAUGCAGCCCAAUACAAACUUUUCUAUUCUUAUUUAUAUGUUGUGGAAAGCAGCUAUGGUUACAUCUCGACUGGUAGGCAGACCCAGGAAUUCUUUCAAGAUAUUCUGUACACAAAAGUCCAUGGGGCGUACUGAUAUUUUAUCAAUCUGUACACAGAAUAAAGAAUUUGUUUUAUUUUGCUCAAUUCUUGUUUGCCCUGCUAUAAGCUCUGUAACAGUUUUGAUUCAAAUCAGAUUAGUGGCCUAUGGUCAAAUCAAGGCUUGAUUUACUUUUAUUGGCGAAGUGUGCCCCGGUUUGGGGACAAAGGAUUGUAGCCUGCUAGGGUAAUACUCAAGCGUCUGUACAUAAUUCCCAUGUAUUCUAAACUGUAUUUAUUUAUCCUAUUUAGAGAAUGAGACAGGUGACCAUUAUAGGCGGCCAUUUUAACUCUCAGUUGUACAAUGUGUACCUAUGAAGUGUGUGCUGGUAAUGUGUUUCAUUUUAUCCAGAGCCAAAACCAUGGUACAGUGUCUACAAUAUUUUGUACUGUAUAUUGGUCUUAGAAAAGGUGAAAAUUAACUGUGCAAUGCAGUGUUUCAUUUUAACCUGAACCAGUUUUGUUUACAUUAUGUACUGCCUCUGUGCAUGUCUCUUUAGUUCAGGUUAGCAUGAAAUUACUGCUUAUUCCAGGGUAUGAUUCAGCCUUGUUCCACAGGCCUUGUCAUUUCCUUUGGACGAGGUUGGGUAUGUUGAUGAUGGUGUAUUGACUGUAAGAUAUGUAGAUAUUGGGGCAAAUGAUGAUGAAUGAGUGAGUAAUGGUGGAUCAUGACACAGCAGCUCAUGGCAAUACACAGUGACUGAGUGGGCCCAAUUUAGACCAGUCAGGUUUUGAUCAGCUCUGUGCAAGAAUUUGGACAAAAUCAUAUCAUCCUUUGACAGAUACAAAAUAAAACUUUCAGGGUUGCAAUUGAGAAAGAAAAAAACAUGUUUUCCUUCAAUGCUUUUACUUUUGUCACAAAAUCAUUCAAACAUUCAUCUCAUAUUUUCAAUUCUGGAGAUUAAACAAUGUCACUCUCUUUCCUGCAAAUUCUUUGUUGAAAUAUUCAAUGAUCAAAAUCUGCCUGUGUAUGGUUUCCCAUAAAAUGUUUUCAAUAAAUGAUUUUAUAUUGAAAAAAAAAGUAUUUUGUACUGAAACCGUUGGGUACAAAUUUUAAGAUGUUUAUGCAAUGUUUGCAUCGUGCAGUUGGUAGAAUUGGCCACAAUUUGGUGGUCUGGAAUUUUUCUACUUAAAAUUCUCUUGGUUAGAAUAUGAAAUCUUCUGCACUGUUAUACAUUUGUAAGAUUUUCAAAAAAUCAAAAAUGUUUGAUUAACCCUUUGAGAGCUGAUAGUAUGUUCUAUUUGAAAUGAAACAUGACUCAAAAUAGCUAUGACAUAUCGUGUACGGUAAACCCAGAAAUGUUCUUGUGCCUUCUGUUUUCGUGUUUACAGAUAAUAAAUCACAAAAAUAUAUGGCCGCCAAAACGAAAAUAUAUUUAAAAUUUGUAUAAAGAAUGCUAAAUUAAAAGUACGCCAAAGUUGCAAUUUUUACAAAAAAAGAAAAGGUUGAAAUGAGAUGACCACGAAUAUUUCCUGGUUUACGGUGCAUUUGUUUAUGUCACUUUUGAAGUUCUUUCAAUGAAAAUUGGAUCAUUAAUCGGAAAUUGACAUUUAGAGGACUGUUACUCUAAUGCUGUCAUUCGUCUCAAAGGGUUAAAACUGGAGAAAUCAAGGUGUAGGUCCUGUGUUAUGUAUAAGAUAAUUUAUAAAUAAAAUUAUGAUGUUAUGUAUCAUUUCAUAUAAAUAAAUGAAAUACAAAUUGA